This is a messenger RNA of Glycine soja, 849 nucleotides long. RefSeq lists its product as uncharacterized. The record is from RefSeq and is a predicted model, not a curated record. Lineage: Eukaryota; Viridiplantae; Streptophyta; Magnoliopsida; Fabales; Fabaceae. The coding region runs from base 220 to 714 and encodes 164 amino acids. The transcript has a single exon.
UGUUUGAUUUAUUUUAAGAGCAUGUCCAUAAUAAACAAGCUAAGUUGAGUAGUGAGGGUCAAGGGACACAGAAACAACACAAGUGAAUAGAUAGAUAGGGUUACAUUUGGAAUUAAAUAGAGCAUGGCAAGCAUGUGUUACCUAUUUAUAGCUGAGGCGGAUAGUGGAGCUCUCUCUCUCUCCUCUAAAAAAACACCUAAUCUGAUCUGAGUUCCUGACAUGUCCAUCGAAUUUGAUUCUGAAUCCAUUGCCACUCCCACGGCCCAAGCCCAAGCCCAGGAGCGAUCCAACUCUCGCUGCGCCUUGUUAUUUUCUUCCUACAACUGCUUCGGCGGCCAACGACGUCGUUCCUCAUGGUGGGAGCGCGUCCGCUCCCACUCCCACUCCGCUCCAGCCUCAGCCGGUGACCGGUGGUGGUCGCGUGGGCUCAGGGCGCUGAAGAAGCUUCGCGAGUGGUCGGAGAUCGUAGCGGGGCCUAAGUGGAAGACCUUCAUUCGCAGGUUCAACCGCAACCGCCCCAACAAACGCAUACCCACGUACCAGUAUGACCCCUUCAGUUACGCCCUCAACUUCGACGAGGGGCCUAACGGGGAUUUCAACCACCACCACGACGAUGCUGCGCUUCGCAAUUUCUCCACGCGCUACGCUGCCGCGAACAACGUCAAGUCGCUUUCCCCCAAGGCCCGUGACUGCGAUGACGCCGUUUUGGUGUGAGUGGUGUGGAGUGGCCACGCGGUGUUUGGUUUGUGGCUUAGCUUCAGUCCGAAAAGGGGCAGGAGUGGGUGCCCCUUCGCGUCAUUAUUUAGUUUUAUUUUUUUGCUUAAAUUACUUAUUUUUUCUUUAUAUUUU